Molecule: messenger RNA, 992 nt
Organism: Gastrolobium bilobum
Lineage: Eukaryota; Viridiplantae; Streptophyta; Magnoliopsida; Fabales; Fabaceae
Exons: 3
Coding region: 45-980 (311 amino acids)
Source: RefSeq, a predicted model, not a curated record
AUUUCUUUUUUUCUUCCCUUUUGCUUAGUGGGCUUACAGUAUUCAUGGAGCUUCCGGAGAAGCUUUUCUUUGCAGCAUUUCUCAUUCUUUCGGUGACUAUUGAUGGAACGCAAGGUGAUACUAUGGUCACUGGCACUGUCCUAUGUGACCAAUGCAAAGAUGGGCAGAUAUCCCUUUUCGAUUAUCCUGUUAAUGGUGCAAAAGUAACUCUGUCCUGUGCAGACAGCAAUGGACAAAUCAUAAUGUCAAGAGAAGAAACAUGUAAUUGGUUUGGAAGCUAUACAAUGAGGUUCGAUGGUGCACCGGACUUGAGUGGUUGUUCUGUCCGUGUCUCAGGAAGUGGGCAAGGUUCAAUGGGUUGCGGUGAAGGUGCUGGUGCUGCCCAAAAUCCUAGACUCAUGUUUAGGAUGUUUGACAUGGAGAUGUAUACGGUGGAUCCUCUCCUUGCUCAGCCUGCUCAGCCCAUGCAAAACUGCCCAAGAUCUUCUAACCCAGUGCCAGCACCAGUCACAUCACCCAUGUCUCCUCCACAUUUCAAUCUUCCCCCAGUGCCUGGACUUCCUCCAUUGCCACCCUUGCCACCACUACCACCAGUGAUUUUUGCAGAAGCUUCAGCAUGUCCAUCACAGAAGUGGACAAUGCCAGAAUAUAAAUGCUACUGGAGGGGAGUGAACCGGGACACUAAAGUAGCAGUAGCUUUUGGAAUGGUGGCAGCAAGGAGAUACGGAACAGACAUUACACUGUGGAAUGGGUUGCAAGGGAGAGGAGAUCCUUACAGGACUCUUUUGAGAGAAGGGGUAACUGCACUUCUUAACUCAUAUAACAGCCUUCAAUUCUCUUAUCAUCCACUUGGCGUAGUCGAACACAUGAAUUUGGCUUUGAUGGGCUCAACUAGGAGUGUUCUGCUUACAGCUCUACGCUUCAAGAGGGCUAACACUGGUGCUGGAAAUGUCACCUGCAAAUUCACCACUUGCAAAUAAUUUAUAGCCUUC